GAAGAAGAGGGCGCAGGAGUUUUUGUUUUCUUGCGCAAGUCGAGUGGUUUCGUCUUUGGUACGACACCGCGUCCUUUGAUCUCACGGCCGAGUUGCGUUUCGUCGUUGGUAAUACCGCAGCUCUGUGUUUUGAUAGCAGCAGCAGCCCAGGAUGCCCCGCGUCACACCAAUCGCUACCAAGGAAGGUGAGGAGAGGGGACACCCACAGAGUGAGAAAUGAAGCCUCUCGUCGGGCAGCAUGACGCAACAGACCAUGUGAACUGACGGGCGUGCGUGUGUGAAUGGUUCAGACUUUGAGGAGAAGGUCAAGAAGGCCGAGGCCUCCAAGUUGGUCGUAGUCGAUUUCUUCGCUACCUGGUGUGGUAAGUCGACAAGGACCAACACAACACAACACAACACCAGCAGAGAGGGAGGGAGGGAUGUGUGUCGAGUCGAUGCCGGGGCGGGAUCACUGCUUGGUCUGUCUGUCUGUGGUUGCUAUGAUGUAUGUGUGUGUGUUUGGACAGGUCCGUGCAAGUACAUCUCGCCCAAGCUGGAGGCGAUGAGCGACGAGUUCAUGGACGUACUCUUCUUCAAAGGUAGGGACGGGGGGAGGGACAUCCAUCCUGCAGGGAACACACAGGGCUGACACCGACAGACGGCUGUCACGCUGCACUCACCGCCUGUAUGUGGUGUGUGUCGUGACAUCAGUUGACGUGGACGAGGUUGCGGACCUGGCGGAGGACCUCAUGAUACAAGCCAUGCCGGUGAGUGAGUGAGAUCGCGGUACACCGGGGGAAGGGGCAGCCAGCCACUCCUUCACUCAUCGCACUGUCAUCUGUGUGUCGUCUUGCAUGUGUGUGCCUCAUGUCAGACAUUCCAAUUCUGGAAGGUGGGCUCAUAGAGAAGACAAGCCCGGCAUUGCAGGAUGUAUGGUGUGGCUGUGUGUGUGUGUUGUGGUUUUCAGAGCGGCGAGAAGAAGACCGAGUUCUCGGGCGCCAAUGAGGAGAACCUGCGGUAGGUUAGGAGGGGACUGACUGGAGACAUGAAUGAUAGCAGGGGAGGAAGGGCCAGCCAGCCUGUUAGUCACCUGCCUGCCGCCGUGUGUGUGUUUGCAGGAAGUUUAUUGAAGACAACAAGUGAUCUAUCGGUGGAUGGGCGGGAUGGGAUGGGGUGGGGCUGGUUUGCUAGCCGUGGUUGCCUGUCUGAUUGCCUGCCUGUUUGCUUUGGUGGAGAGCUGGUUGGUCGACUGACAGAUAGAGGCCGUCGGUCUCAUCUAUCUAUGAUAUGCACCCCACUGGUCAGUCAAGUCUGCCAAUGUGAGAGAGGUCCCCCUUCCCGUCUGCCCGUCUGUCUGUCUAUCUCUGGCGUCCUCCCCCCCAAUGUGUGUAUGUAUGUAUGUCCCCCAUUUCCAUCUCUAUCUCUGUCUGUCUGUCCAUGCCAUGUGUGUACCCUACGUAUACACGCGCUAGUCGGCGCUUUGAUUGCGCCGUGCAUCCAUCUGUCUGUCGAUUGGAUUGCAUGCGUUUGGAGGAAAGAGAGCGCACCCCUGUAGCUAGCUAGCCAGGUCGAUCGAUGAACCAACCAAUCAGUCAGCCCGAAGGUCUGUCUGUCUAUCUGUCUGUCUAGAGGCUUGUUUUUGAGGGUGUGUGUACUCUGCUCUGUGUGCUCGCUCCCUUCCGCUCACUCAGUCACUCACCUGUACGUAUACUGCCGUCAUACUCACUCAACCCUUGCUUUCUGACGGCCGGGCCAGGGCCCAUUUCCCGCUUGCCCGCCUGCCCCCUGCUGUCCCUUGCAUGCCUGCC
Molecule: messenger RNA, 1787 nt
Organism: Vitrella brassicaformis
Lineage: Eukaryota; Vitrellaceae
Source: the annotation of a GenBank genome assembly